Messenger RNA from Pristis pectinata (smalltooth sawfish), 9094 nucleotides. RefSeq names its product general transcription factor IIIC, polypeptide 2, beta (gene gtf3c2). Gene Ontology annotation, molecular function: protein binding. Bases 445 to 4245 code for a protein of 1266 amino acids. Gene Ontology annotation, cellular component: transcription factor TFIIIC complex. The record is from RefSeq and is a predicted model, not a curated record. NCBI's taxonomy places the organism in Eukaryota, Metazoa, Chordata, Chondrichthyes, Rhinopristiformes, Pristidae. Gene Ontology annotation, biological process: transcription by RNA polymerase III. The transcript has 18 exons.
CGCAGUCCCUGCUAGGCUAGUCCGCCCGCGCAUGCCCGGAAUGGACCCGGCGGGGCCGUUGAAGCUCGCGCCACCCCGCGCGCAGUUGAUUAUCAUACGUCAUCAACCGCUCAAGUCCGGAUGUAAAUGGUUGUCGCCGUGUCAGUCCUCGCCUCAGGACGGUGGCCGGCUCGGGUACCUUGUCUGGUGCUGGCGGAAUCGCAGUGUUGAAUGGCCCAUCAGGAAGGCCGGGGGAAAAACACACACAAAAUAACGGCGGGUGGCGUAAAGCUCCACGUGUAGCCCAGACUGAGCCGCCUUGGCUGCUAUUUCGUCCUCAUCCUCGUCCUUGUCCGUUCAGUAAGGGAGCCUGCGGACGCGGGGUGCGAUGAGACAAGAUUUUAAUGAAAUUGCUGAGCCUGAGGUGAUCAAUUGCCCGAAGUGUACAAAGAGGAAAAUACAUUUAUGGAACCAAAUCUUCAGGAAACCUGUGAGGCUGAUACAGAAGAAGCACAAAAAAAAGUUGCGUCCCUAGAAACUUCACAAAGUUCUACAGACAGCACUUCUCAUGUGAAUAUCAAUGGACUGGAACCUUCAUCCAGUGCUUUUGAAUUGGGGAUCCCUGAUGAGAACAGUAUACAUUUGGGAAAAAGCUGUAUGGGUACUUCUGGUAUUACAGAAAGAGGCUGCAAGCGCUUAAAAAUAGCAGGCAAUACAAAUAAGGAUACUUCGCCUGAACCUGAAAUAACCAAAUAUGUUGCUAAAUCAUUGCUUGCUCUUAAGACAUCAGUGCAGCCCCUCAUGGGUGACGUAAAGCAAAGUCCACAAAAGGUCUCUGAAACCAUUUUACAGCAAAGCAAUAAACGAGAAAGAUGCAAAUCUGUACACCACUCUUUUGAACAUGCUCAUUCCACAAUGGUUAAGGGUACUGUGAUGCAAGCAGAAAUCUCUUCAAAUGAUACCAAUCUCCUAUCUAAGACUCUACUGGUUUCACAGCAAGAUACUUGUCAGACAGAAAGGCAUUCAAGAAAAGGCCAGCUGACUGAUCAUUUAAAAUGUUCUGCUGCGGACAAGAAUAGUGCAGCUCAAAAUGAAUUGGAACUUGAAUCUCAUUUAACUCCUGAGACAUUACCUUUACAACAAAAUAUUGGCAAAAAAAGGGGGAGAUGCAAAAAAGCUCAAAGUAACCUGAUGAGUAGUCCAGCAGUAGAUCUCAGUAAUCUUUCUACCAAUGGUGGUUCCAGUGAAGUAGAUUCAGUUCCAGGAUUAGUUCCAGUGAAAAUCCCCAAGAAACCAGGAAGAAAACCUAAAAGUGCCAUGGUUGUACCUGUGAAAGAAAUUCUCAGUCAUAGUAACAUUGAAAAUGGAGGUGAGAGAGAAGUGGGAGGUCCUCAACAAGUGGAGAUUAUAAAGAAACAAAGAAGGAAACCCAAGAAUGCAAAAGCAGUGCCUGUGGAAGAAGCAGUGCCUCAAACUCCAUCAAUAGAGAAUUGUACAAGUAUUGAGAAUGGUGCUGACAAUGAGAUGGGAAUGCAUGAAUUAAUAAAGAUCCCAAAGAAGCGAGGAAGAAAACCCAAGAAUGUAAAAGCAGUGCCUGUUGAAGGAGUAAAUCUGCAAAUACCAUCAACAGGGAGUUGUAAUAAUGCUGGGAGUGGAAGUGACAGUGAAAUGGGAGUGACUCAACCAGUGAAGAUCCCGAAAAAACGAGGAAGAAAACCUAAGAAUGCAAAACCAGUAUCUUCUGAAGGAGUUGUGCUGCAAAUUCCAUCAACAGACGUGUGCACUGAUACUGAGAAUGGCGAAGCCAGUGAGAGAAGAAUGCCUGAACCAGUGAAGAUUCCGAAGAAACGGGGAAGAAAGCCUAAAAGUGAAAUGGUGGCCCCAGAAGAGAACACAGAUACUCAUGGACUAUUGAAGCCAAUUGUACAAAAAUUAUUGGAGCAAAGGGAUGCAGGUGAAGAACUAGAAGCAAGUGGACGGCCAAAGAGAAGGGCAGCCAGAGCUGCCUUGCUUUACCUGCGUGAAAUAGUUGAGGAGAUAAAAUCACCUUCUUAUAAAGUUGAUGACGUGACUGCCAGUACAAAUAGUGAACCAGACCAAUCUCAGCAUAAGUCGCCAUCUGAGCUUCAGUCCUCCCCUACACAAAGAAGAGGAAAGAGGAAGAAAAAAUCCAGUGAUGAUGAUGUCUUUGAUGACUUGUCAGAUGACAAAGAUUUUGUGGUUUCUGAUGGAGUAACUGAUGAUGAAGAAGAAGAACUUAGUGAAGUUGAUGUACCUGGUGAUAUCUCUGAGUCUGAUCUGGAUGACCCUUACAAUGAGGAAUAUCAAAAACCCAGAAAGGUUCCAACAAACAAGCAAUCUCGCAAUGCAAAACGGCGAUUAUAUGGAAAUUUCGCAAAUGGCCUACCUAACAAUAUAAUGGUACCAGUAUGGGAAGCCACAACAAUUACAAUAAAGCAUCGAGAGGAGCAUCACUCCCCUUGGGUAUUUCCAGAUUGGAUUCCUUCAUCACAGGACUGGAGUUUUCUUUCUCAAAGUGAAUCACUUAAAUAUUUGCCAAGUGAAACAAAUUCACCAUCUUUUAAAAUUAAAAGGGAGGGACUUCGAGAGGACCUCACAAUUCACAACCUGAGCAGAUUCCAGUCAUUACCUGCUCACAAAGAACGCUGGGAUGUAAACUUUUUUGUAGGUGGCCCAGUAUGGUGUCUGGAAUGGUGUCCAACUCCAGAGGGUUCAGCUGCCUGUCAGUAUGCUGCCAUUUAUUGCAACAAAGGAAUGGACGAUAGACAUAAACUGAUGUGCCAGCACGUAGAGCCAACAUUGCUUCAGAUAUGGCAAUUGGGUGAUCUCCAGCAGGAAAAAUGCCCUCAAAUGAAUGCUGCUUUGGCUUAUGGUAUUGCAACAGAUUAUGGAUGUGUGUGGGAUAUGAAGUGGUGUCCCAGUGGAACUUGGGAACUGCCAGAAACCGCUAGAAAGCUUCCUCAGAUGGCAAGACUUGGUAUCCUUGCAGCUGCAUUUUCCUCUGGAAAAGUUGUUGUCUACAGUUUGCCACAUCCAGAAUUCCUAAAUAUGUAUAAAAUGAAACUUUUAAAAGCUUCAUCUGUACAAGGACCAAUCAUAUGCAAGGUGCAAUGUACUGUAAUUCUGGAAAUUGGAUCCAUUCAGUAUAGUGGGUCUUCACAAUGUGGACAAUGUUUCUGCCUUGACUGGAUGCCUUCUGAGGAACAUCAGUGCUUGGCAGCAGGUUUUUAUGAUGGUACAGUUGCUCUCUGGAAUCUGAAUACAAAAUCAUUACUGUUACGAGUCCAGCAAGGUGACGGAAGUUUGAAAAUCUAUCCUUUCCAUUCCUUUGUUGCACAUGACCAUGCUGUCAAGGCCAUUGCUUGGAGUAAAGCCCACAGCAAUUUUCUAGUGACUGCUAGCCCUGACAGGAAAAUCAAGUUUUGGGAUCUCAGGAGAACAUACCAACCUGUCAAUGAUAUCAAGCGAUACUUAAACACUGAAGUUGCUUGGUUGUUGCCCUGGUGUGGAGUUAUGGUGGCACAAGAAAAUUGCUAUGCAGCGUUUGGCCUCAGUGGAAUUCACUAUUUGGAUGCUGGUUUUCUUGGAUUUAAGCCUUAUUUUGCUGCUCCAAGAACAGGAACUGUGUGGAGUAUUUCUGGGUCUGAUUGGCUAAAUACCUGUGUGUCAGGAGACAAUACAGGAGAAGUGAUAGCUGUGAUCCUUCCAGACUGUAUGAACAAUACCAUGAAUAUCAAGCGACCUAAUGAGCGUCGAUUUCCUAUUUAUAAAGCUGACCUCGUUGAUCACAAUGCUGUCAGCAGCAUUUCAAGUGCCAGUCCAAAUCAAGAAGUGAAGGAGGCCAAGAUCCAAAAAAAAUCUUCAGCAAAGGAGAAAGAAGAUUUAAAUUCCAGCUGUAUCCCUGAACCAAAGACUUAUAGUGAGACAGUGAAGAAAUAUUACCUGAUGUUUGAUGACACUGAUCUGAGGAGUUUCAAGAACUUGUUUUCCAGAGGACCUUUUAAGAGAAUGCAAACAGUAGACAAAGGGAAAACAUAUCCUGACAGAAUGCCACUGGAAUCUGUAUACAAGGUCCGUUUCAAUCCCAAUCUGGAUGCCCAUGGAUGGGUUCUCUCUGCUGGGCAAUCCGGCAUUGUUCGAGCCCACUGUGUACGGAGCCUUAACACACAUGUCAGCAGGAAGUUGAUCAAGGAAUACCAAGCACAAUUCAGUUCUAUGUUCCAGCCUGCAGUAACAACCAACUGAAAAGUCCCAUUUUCUCUAACAUCAUGCACAGUGUAGAAACAGUGAUGCAAACAAUAAUAUGAAGCCAUCACUCUUGUAUUGACGUACCACCACUUUGAGUUUUCCAAGCAACAAAUGCAAUUGUGACAUUGCUCUCACCUACUGGGUCCUGCCGGGGCACAAUAACUGAAUGAGGCACAGCUAUGCCCAUCUGCCAGGUUCAGCUGUGUAUGUUUUUCUAAAGUCUGUUGUAUAGAAUAAUGUCUUAUUUAAAUGUAUUACUGGAGUUCAAUCUAAUGAAUCAGACACAUGGGGUAGAAAUUUGUCUUUGAUUGCAGAUGCCAAAUUGGUGCAAUGAUAACAGCCACUAUUUGUACUCUCCCCACCAAUAUGUGACGCUGUUGGCUUCAGUGGAUCUGAAUAUUGAGAGGGGAUUACAGGUGGCCAAUGUUAUAGUCCCUGUUUAGCAUUGCUGACCAAAACUCAAAUUCUGCCACCAAUUUUUCAAAUGAAAUAAUCAAAAAGUUUCACUUUGGUUGUGAUGGUUUUCCUGAAUCUUAUUUAGAUGUUGUGGGUGAGGAGUAGCAUUGGCCUUUUAUUAAGCAAAAAAGCUUUGAGACAAACAUGGUCUAUAUGAACGUGUCUGAUUUCACAGGAUUGACAGGUUUUUAGCUGCUAGGAACAAUUUUACAAAACCAGUGUUGUUAAAAUCAUGAAAUGUCAUGCAAUUAUUUUUGCAAGCAGUUUUUGUUUGAGAGAUUGAACUGGGAACAGUUAUCCUCGGUUUUUUGCCAUCUGGCAUUAGCUAAGCACCCUCCCUUUAUUAAGCCAGCAUUUGGGUUAUAUGAUAGAAAAUCAUAACAUCUUUGGAUGAAAAUGGCUAAGUUUUAUCUAAGAAUUGGUUUUGUGGUUGGUGGCUAAUUUGAGGCGGGUAAAAACAGGUCAGGUUUAUCUUUAAGAGAAAAAUAACCAGAUCAUCUUUUAAAAAAAAGCUAUUGGAAGGACUGAUUUAACUUUUUAGUCUAUGUACAGUAAAUAGUCCAGGAUUUUAUAAUUAUACAUGUAAAGCAAAAUUUAUUUUUGCAUGGCAAUAACUUUAUUCCUGGCCUUAACUAUAAUUAGCUGUUUAAAGUGAGUGAGUUUGCAGGAAUCUUGAAAAUUUGACGCACCCUCAUUCUAUAACUCUGCUAUCUCCCUGGUACAGUGAAAUUGGAGAGGGAUUGGUAUCACACUGGAUGAAUCCACAAAGUUCCCUUUCAUUUUGGACCGAAGUGUAAUUUUCCCCAGAUCGCAUUGCUUUUCCCCUUGUAGAUCUUUAGUCCCAAGUCUGUCUGCUGCUGAAGUUUGUGACCUGUGGAACAUGCUAGUGAAGAGCCACAUUAGGUGACAACGUAAAUCAUUAUUCAUAGAAGUAUGACAUUUAGCAAGGAAUUCCCUUUUUAGCAACUGACUCCCUUUUAUAUUUUGAACAACAUUUCAUGAUUUUUUAACAUGGCUAUUUGUAAAACAGGCAAUGGUCAAUUUGCUCACAAUGAGCAUUGCUGUCAUUUCCAUACUGCUUUUUCCAAGUUAAAUAAUGCACUAUGUGUAACAUUUGGCUUUUUUGGCUGUGAACCUUUCUAAGGAAUGCUUUGAACAGUUCAUGCUUUCCCUUUUUCCAUCCACAACCCCCUCCCCUCCCCAAAAAAGAUUCUGUAAAAUUGAUUCAGAAUUUGUAGUUUUUCAAUUUGUCUUGUACAAGUGAUGUUUGUUUUAUAAUAAUUAUAAUACAACCAGUGGUAUAAUUACCUUUUUAAUUUCUCUUGGAUUUCUGUUUUAUGUUGUGUGUAUUUCAUUUAUUUGCUGCUGCAUGUAGGUUGGGCAUUCAAAGAUCUGUAAAUCUGAACCUUGCUGAUGUAGUUGGAUGCACCUUGUUAUACAACUACCUCAAAGACAAAACAAUAGACUUUCUGUAAAGUUUCGUUGCCGCUUUGUUGUGAACAGUCAAUGCAGAGCUAGCGAACUACAUAAUGUCAGUAUAUUGUACUGUUCAAUUGUUUCACAGUGCUACCUUUAACCCAGUUCAGACAUUGCUUUCCAUGUGCAUUUAUGACAUAUUUGCACACAGGAGUUGUGUUGAAUAAAUGGAAUAGCCUUUACCAUUUUAUGGCUGAAAUACAUCAUUCCUACAUCUCUUGCACAAAAAUUCCCUGCUAUAUUGAAAUUCUAAAUUCCCUAUGGCCAGCAAGAAUUUUAAUGACUGCCUCUCCUGCUGCGGCAAAAUCAGAACCUAGUCAUCUUUUAUUGUAGGUUCAGAAGUUAAUACUGAUAUUGGCAUCUUCAAAUCUGAUGCAUCUCAGCUGCUUUUUCUCAGUGUAAAGUAUAUGAAAUUUAAAAUUGCUCUAUUUUUGAAGGUACUGCCUAACCUAGUGAAGUGACUCUGUUUGGAUGUGUAAUGCCAUGUAACAUUUUAGCCUUAUAUGGACCCUACAACAAAAGAAUAUUUGGCUUCAUUCCUGUGUGAAAACCAUUGUAAGAGGGAGAGAAAGCACUGUUAAAAUGUAGCAUGUUCAGAGGCAGUCCGGUGGCCUGGAUGUUUCCAUACCAGUGCUUUGUCCCCAGGUGUUGUAUCUCUUAUAUUCAUGAUUUGAUUUCUUCAUCUUUUGAUCUUUAUAGGAAAUGUAUUCAUGAUCUUCUGCAUUUUUGGUGCAUAUAAGUAAAUUAUUCUAAUGCAUUUCCUACAUUUUGCUUUUUUCUUUUACGUCUGGCCAAGAUUACAGGAAAGUAGUUUGUUCCCAGAUCUCUGUCAAUGCUGCCAUGAAAUCAGUCACUAAUUUCUAAUAAGUGAUGACACAGAGGGAUACUCCCCAUCAUUAUUCCAUAUGGGGACUGUCUUCCUUGAAUAAUAUAAAUGAAAUUUUUUUUGCUUGGCAAAUUGUAACUAAUAACCACAUUCUACUAUUCUGAGUACAGCAUAUUGAUAUGCUAACACACCAUUUCUAGGAUGUACUAAAAGUCUUGGUUUAGAUUAAUGUACAGUAUUUAGAUUAGUGCACUAUAUUUAUCUGCACUUCAAUUUUUAUAAAUCUCUUUUCCCAAUUAAGCCCUUAAUUCAGAAAACUACCUUGAAAGUUCAAUCAGCAAAAAUUCACUUUUCAACAUAGUAAUUCCAUUAGCUGUUGCAUUAAUGGAGCUUGUCUUGUUUAACUAUACUAUAAAGCGGUCUAAUUUCCCCUCCCUACACCAUUAUUUUUGAUUAAUCACAAAAAGAAUCCUACUUAUCUGAUAUGGCAGAGCUGCUUGAUGGAAAUGUAAGAUUUUUGUUUAAAAAAAAUUGCAUUCCAUGUUGCUCUUUCCCCCACCCAACAUGCUGCUACUUCUGUAUUUUGGUCAAACUCAAGACUUGUUUUCUUGUAGAUCUCCACUUGCAUAUAGCUUGCUUUUUUUUAAAAAAGAGUUCCCUGAAAAGUUUUAAAAUUGCAAUUCCACAGUUAUCAUCAUGUAACAUGGGUAAAUUUGAUUGCUCAAGGUGAAAAGUGGAAUAAAACUUGCCUUUACAACAUAGAUUUAAAACACUUGACAUACAGUUGCUGAUAAGAGUUUGUUAGAUAUUUUUCAGAAAUUAAAGCUGUGAAUGCAGUACAGAGAUUAAAAUGUUGCUUUUUGUUUUAAAAUGUUCAGGUUUUGUUUCACUAUUUUCUCUGAUCCAUUAUCUAUUUCUGUGCUCCAAUACUUCCCAGUUGCACCUUCAGGAAAGCCAUAGUCUGUGGUGCACUGAACUGUUGAGCAUUCAAGAUAGUUUAUAAUGUACCCAACUUUUGCAUUAUUGGGUAACUGACUUUGGAAUCAACCAAGAGAAUUUGGCUUUGUAAAAAUAAUCUGGGCAAUUGGUAGUUUUGUGGUGUAUGAUUUUCUACUCUGCUUCCGCAAAUCAUUCAUUAGUUUUGGAGGCAGAGAAGAACGUGCUAAGCCUAUUAUGCAGUUUAAUUAAAAUAAAAGCAGGGGUGAAUUUCUUGAUACUGAUCUCUUAAAUAUUUAUAUAUAAUUGUAAAAGUACCAAGUUAGUCCUAUAUGGAAAUCCAUGGGUAGUUAGCACAUGUCUCACUUGAAAACAUUUUAAUUUGGAAAGUCUGACACACUGUUCUCAUGUAGCAAUUUCCCAGAUUUUUAUUUUUGAUUCUAUAUGUUGCUAUACAUAAUUUCACAUGCUGAUUAUUGAUUUUCAACUGAUUGCCUUUGGCCAAUAUUUAGUCUUUGUAGCUGCCACCUUCAAAGGACCCAGUGAGUCCUUCACAUUGGUACGGUUUUGUUCUGUUCCAAGUAUUUAUAAUGAAGCAAGUCAUUUAAUAAAAUAAGUCUUGGAGAUACUAUAUUUAUUUAGAAAGAAGAGUUGUUGAUUUACUGCAAAAAUGGAUACCUUUACAGAAUAUUAUUACUUUCUGCUGACAUAUUGCCUGAUUCAGUAAACUUCUCUCCUGGCCACACAGUUCUGCAGUGCAACUUAUUUUUAAAAAAAGGAAAAUUCAUCUGAUAAGGGAAGGACAAAAUUUGGCAAGAAUUAUUAUUUUUCAUCAAUCAGUACAUUUUGUAAAAGGGAAAGAGGGCUUCUGGUUGGCUUGAGCCAAAGUAAAUGCCUUUUUACUAUUUCUUCAUUGAUUACUGAUCCAUGAGGAUGUUACCCAAGGUCAAUUUAUAUAACCAUUCCAAUUAAUUUUUCACCUUAAUGUCAUUAUGCUUGUUGUCAAUAUGUCUACCUGUACUUUAGUAAUUGGAGUAUGAUUAAUACCCUGAUAUUCUUGGGUUUCAAGUCUGAGUGGUAAUGUCCUUUUAUAUUAAAAUGUUACUUUGGUCCUAAAGUCAUAAUAUACAAUUAAAACAUUUUAAUUUUUUA